Messenger RNA from Trichosurus vulpecula (common brushtail), 416 nucleotides. RefSeq names its product NADH dehydrogenase [ubiquinone] 1 beta subcomplex subunit 2, mitochondrial-like. Lineage: Eukaryota; Metazoa; Chordata; Mammalia; Diprotodontia; Phalangeridae. Gene Ontology annotation, cellular component: mitochondrial inner membrane. The transcript has a single exon. Bases 47 to 373 code for a protein of 108 amino acids. The record is from RefSeq and is a predicted model, not a curated record.
GACGGCUCCUCAGCGUCCGGCCGCGGCUCUGCGGGCUCCAGCGGUCAUGUCGGCGCUGAGGCGGCUGGGGCCUUUCCUUCGCGAGGGAGGUCGGCGCUUCCUGGAGGGUCCGAGCGAGCGGACUGUUGGUCGCGGCAUUGGAGGAGUCCGGCAUGCUGGAGAUGGUGUACACAUUCAGCCCCGCUACCGGCAGUAUCCCCAUCUUACAAAAUCUCAGAUCUUCCAAUCCGAGCUGUUAAGUGCGACAAUGUGGUUUUGGAUUCUCUGGCGUUUCUGGCAUGACUCGGAUGCUGUAUUGGGUCAUUUUCCCUAUCCAGAUCCUUCUCAGUGGACAGAUGAAGAACUGGGUAUUCCCCCUGAUGAUGAAGACUAAGGCAAUGUCAUCACCACUACAAGUAGGUGCUACCAAGCACCUC